Messenger RNA from Gracilinanus agilis (Agile Gracile Mouse Opossum), 2419 nucleotides. RefSeq names its product RAB5A, member RAS oncogene family (gene RAB5A). Gene Ontology annotation, molecular function: GTPase activity; GTP binding. The record is from RefSeq and is a predicted model, not a curated record. The coding region runs from base 353 to 1000 and encodes 215 amino acids. The transcript has 6 exons. Lineage: Eukaryota; Metazoa; Chordata; Mammalia; Didelphimorphia; Didelphidae.
GUUCGGGGGAGCCGGAGGAGGAAGGGGCGGAGAAGGAAACAGCAGCGGCAGCGGCUAGGGCCGUGGGCGCCCGGCUACGGCCGAGAGGGAGGAGCGGCGGGAGGCGGGGACGGAGCCCGACGGGGGCGGCCCCAGCGGCGCGAGCCCCACACCGGCCAGUCUGAGGGAGGGGAGCAGCUCGAGGAGGCGAAGGCAAGCCACGGACAAGACGCCGGCCCCAGGCCUCGUCCUUGAGGAGACGCUGGUCCCGCCGCACCAGAUUAUUGCCAAUAGAAAGAAAAAUAUUGACGCUUGCAUCCUGGAAGUCUACCAUUUAAGAACCUGAAAUUAGGGACUUUAUUCUAAUUUGGACAUGGCUAAUCGAGGAGCAACAAGACCCAAUGGGCCAAAUACUGGGAAUAAAAUUUGCCAGUUCAAACUAGUACUUCUGGGCGAAUCUGCAGUUGGAAAAUCAAGUCUUGUGCUUCGAUUUGUGAAGGGCCAAUUUCAUGAAUUUCAAGAGAGUACCAUUGGGGCGGCUUUUCUAACCCAGACUGUGUGUCUUGAUGACACAACAGUGAAAUUUGAAAUAUGGGAUACAGCUGGACAAGAACGAUAUCAUAGCUUAGCACCAAUGUAUUACAGAGGAGCACAAGCAGCAAUAGUUGUAUAUGAUAUCACAAAUGAGGAAUCCUUUGCAAGAGCAAAAAACUGGGUCAAAGAACUUCAGAGGCAAGCAAGUCCUAACAUUGUAAUAGCUUUAGCAGGGAACAAGGCUGAUCUAGCAAGUAAAAGAGCUGUAGAUUUCCAGGAAGCACAGUCUUAUGCAGAUGACAACAGUUUAUUAUUCAUGGAAACAUCAGCUAAAACAUCAGUGAAUGUAAAUGAAAUAUUCAUGGCAAUAGCCAAAAAAUUGCCGAAGAAUGAACCACAGAAUCCAGGAGCCAAUUCUGCCAGAGGAAGAGGUGUAGACCUUACCGAACCCACACAACCAACCAGGAGUCAGUGUUGUAGUAACUAAACCUCCAAUUUCAACUGUCUGGAAUAUUCUUCUGCUUCCUAAUUAUUAAUAACAGUGGAAUUGGAGCAUUUAACCUGGCCCAGUACAACUUCCAAAAAGGAGAAGAGACUUAUAAUAUAGUCAAGUUUCUAAUACAGAAUUAUUUUAUGUGUUUUGAACUUAAUUUUUAAUAACAUGCAUGUGUCACUAUUUGACUAAUGUUUCAGCAAUAGAAGGGACAAGUGGAAGCUCUUAAUAUUUGCUUCAUUGGAAGGUUGGGGUGGGGGAAUCAGUUCUUGCCAUUAGAAAUAUAGAAGAAUUAUUGUAAGGACCCACAAUUAACCAGCUAGUUCCUCUAAAUUCCCACGUUGAUGCAGAUAAUCUAUGACACAGAAUUGGGACUCCUUAAAUUGUUCUUUUUUUUUUUUUUAAUAGUUUUGAGAAGCAGGUCCUAAAGAUACUUCUGCUUUAUCUGCAGUAUUCAUAAAAAUGAUAGUUUCUGUCGGUAUCUAUUUUAAUUGUACAUUCCACAUUUUAAUAAUUUAACCAUUAACAAAAAAGAAAAAAAAACUUUUAGCCAUCCAUGUCUUCAGAGAAAAAAAUGAACUUUAGUUGGUAUAUGGUAUCUAAAUUAUAGCCUAUCUUGUUUUUAAAUGGUGAUAAAAAUCAAGUUUAUCCCCAUUUUCUCUUAUAAAGACAAAACUAAUAAAUGCAACUUGACAAAGAGAAGUGUUUUCCUUCAAACAUAAGAACUCUUCAACUAAAAUGAAACAAACCAAGUGUCUGUGAUUUCUCUUUAAUCACUGCUCGCCAUUUACAUGGGGUGGUUCUGUUUUAUUUUGUGAUGGGGUUUUUUGCUCCCUUUGGACAUAAUCUAGUCAAUGCACUAACAAUUAUGUACAUUCAACUUGAUUAUUUUAAACUUGGAUCUUCAAAUGUACUGUAAAUAGAGUACUGCAUUGUAGUCUCCAUUUAUGUUUAAUAUGUUCUAUAAUAUUUAAGAGUUGCUUAAAAGUAUGCAAAAUGUAUAGUUACUGUAACAGCUAAUUAAUUCCUCUUCAUCCCCUCCCCCCCUUGGAUUUGAGGGGGAUUGAGUUAUUCCUCCAUGGCUAGAACAGUAAUAAAAUGAAGCUACCGUGUCCGUAACAUGAGUAUUGCUGUCCGUCAAUAACGAACUUUGCAGCCUUGUUUUCUAAAGUUCAUUUUACUUUGAUCUGUUCCAUAUAUUGCACUAAUUCUUUUAGUUAUUUUUAUUAUAUGAAAUCUACCAAGUGUGUCAGAGAAAAAAUUAAUCUAUUUAAAUGUUGAACUGCUAGCAGAAACUUACUUGUGCAGGUUGUAAAUUUGCAGUAAUUGGGGCUUAGCAAGGAAAAUGAGAGUUCACCAGUGUUUAGUUUUAUAUUGAGGUGCUCAGGUUUAAUAAAGUGGUAUAAAACAGGA